AUGGGUCCUAAUAUAUCCUGCUUAGCUCCAAAACCUCAAAUAAACGCUGAAGUUGAGCUUGAUAAAAAGCAAUCAAUAAAGAAAAACAAUCGCACGAAGUCCACUUUACAAAGUGUAAUAAAAAUCCAAUCAGCCUGAAGAGGCUAUAAAAUUCGAUCUCAAUACAGCCCAAUCUUUUUUCCCAAAUGAGAAACGCCCCAAUGCAAACUUGCAGAGAAAAGGAUGCCACCUUAUAAAUAUCCUGAAUCCUCCAUAUCUGGAGAUUACAACAAAAAGCCCAUAAAAUUGGAAACCGGAGAAGUCUACCUCGGAGAGUGGUUUAAUAAUAAACGUCACGGCAAAGGUAUGCAAAUCUGUCCAAAUGGCUCGAAAUAUAUCGGUUAUUGGUAUAAUGGUAACGAGCACCUACAUGGGAGAUAUAUUCAUCCGAAUGGAGAUUUAUAUGAAGGAGAAUGAAAUGAAGGAAAAGUGCAUGGAAAAGGAAAAUUCAUUCACUAUGAUGGAGCACAGUAUGUAGGGGAAUGAGUAAAUGAAAAACAGCAAGGACAAGGCAAAGAAAUUUGAAAUGAUGGCGCAACUUAUGAGGGGCAAUAUUUCGAAGGAAGAAAACAUGGAUAUGGAGAAUUCCAUUGAGUUGAUGGGUCAUGGUAUAAAGGCCAUUUUGUGGACAAUAACAUUGAGGGGAAAGGGAUCUAUUGUUGGACUGAUGGAAGAAUGUAUAAUGGAGCGUGGGUGAAUAAUAAAAUGCAUGGACCUGGGACUUUUGACUGGCCUGAUGGAAAAAGGUUCACGGGAUAUUAUUUUCAAGACAAAAAGCAUGGGGAAGGAAUUCUCACACUAGCUGAUGGCAGAAAAUUCAUAGGGAACUGGGUGCACGGGAAGCAGCAAGGCCAAGGCAAAUUUAUUUUACCUACUAAAGAUGAAACGAUUAAUUAG
Messenger RNA from Blepharisma stoltei, 936 nucleotides. The record is from the annotation of a GenBank genome assembly. Lineage: Eukaryota; Ciliophora; Heterotrichea; Heterotrichida; Blepharismidae.